This is a messenger RNA of Scomber japonicus (chub mackerel), 1965 nucleotides long. It is a transcript of the gene cfap99, whose product is annotated as cilia and flagella associated protein 99. The coding region runs from base 1 to 1965 and encodes 654 amino acids. The record is from RefSeq and is a predicted model, not a curated record. The transcript has 15 exons. NCBI's taxonomy places the organism in Eukaryota, Metazoa, Chordata, Actinopteri, Scombriformes, Scombridae.
AUGGCAUCAAGCUAUGGAUCACUUGUCAAGGAGGCCACCGUGCUGCUCGAUAAGUUCAGUGCAGGCAGACAGUGUUUGGAUGAUUUCAUGGAAGAUGCUUCAAAGGAUCUGCAGCACAUGGACACCCAACAUAAGAAGUUCAUACUUGAUGUUGUUUCUGGAUGUGUUGAGUACAAACAUUUGUUGGAUGUGGUCAUCAAUGCCUUCUACAGCCAGAAUGGGAAAUGUUUAUCCAGAGGUGAUCGCAGCCAGUUUGCCAUUAUCUGUUACCUCGCCACAUUUGUCCUUGAUGACCUUGGACUUCAGAGUUUUAGCAACAUUGUCAAAUCUCUGGACAUCAAGAAAAUGCACACAUUCCUGAGUUUCUUCUUCACAAACCUCACCACAUGGAUACAAGAAAAGUGGAAUAAUAUCUACGAUGCUGCCUACGUGGAGAAACACUGGGUUGGCCCUCUGCUAAGGUGGCGCCCUGAGAUUGAUAAUCUCUUGGACCAGCUUGCUGUCAAAAUGUUUUGUGGGAGUCAGAUCAAGAAAGCUCCAAUCAAAACCACUGAGCCCCAGGAGUUCUCUCUAACCAAACCUAAACCACGAGCUCUGCCCAUACCUGAGCUCAUCCCACAGCAGGAGAAACACAAACUGGUACCAAAUAGCACCUACAGGACUCCAAAAGAGAUGCAGAUAAUAGAGGAGAUCAAACAAAGGAACCAUCAAAAGACUGAGGAACUGCUGUAUGAAGCAAAUAUGAAACAGUUCAGAUGUGCAAAUCCACAUAAGUCUGAAAACACAAAGAAAGUGAUGUCCCGGAUCGAGAAAGACUUGAAUUCAGAGCUCAAGUUCAGUUCGGUUCAUUCCUCUGGACAUCCCUCCAAUAAUAAAAAUAACAGCUGGCCCGUCAAGCUCAAUAGUGCCGCCAUCCUGAGGCAAGAGGCGCUACACGACCGUCAGGUGGAGGAGGAGCUGCAGAGAAUAGAGCAUCUGGUGCAGGGGGCACGUGAGCCCUCCUCUUUCCUACAGUGGCAGAAAGAGAUGCGAGAAAGGGAUCUUCAGGAGGAGUUGGCAAAGAUUGAGCGCAGGCAUCUAGAAGGACAAAUCAGUUAUGAGGAGGCAGCAAUGGCCCGCACACGAAUAAUGGAACGCAAUCAGAAGACUGCUCAGCUCAAGAAAGAAGAGACAGCUCAGCUGAUGCGGAGAUAUGCGGAGAAAAGGCUGCAGGACGAAAAAGGAAUGAAAGACUUGGUGCAACAAGUGGCAGAGGGCCACAAGAACUCAAAAUCAGCUAAAGAGAAGCUGCAGAAAUUAAAGCAAAGAAUUGUGAAAGAAGUCUCAGAGGAAAGUCGAGAGCUCCUUGGUCAAGCCCUGGAUGAGGCACAGGCAGAGCUCAGCAGAAAAUUUGAAAUCAUUAGUGAAAUCCGCGCCAUCGAAUCACUUCCUCACAUUAGAGUUAAGAAUUUUGACAACACAGAGAUUGCAGGCCAUGGGCUGCUGGGAGAGAUGUCUGUGGCCGAGACAAGGGAGCGGCUGGGCCUUCUGAAGGAGGCACAGCAAACAGAGCAGCAGGAGAAACGGGAGUGCAUCCUGGAGGAGCGGGAGAGCAAGAAGCAGCUGCUGCUGGAGCAGCUGGACAACAUCCACAGGAGAGCGCUGGCACAGGCCUCUACCAUCAGGAAAGAGAAGAGGAAAGCCACGCUGGGUUUCCGGCAGGCCGUACCUCAGGACGAGAGAGUUUUGGUUCUGCAGAAAAAGCUCCAAGAGAAACAGCAAGAGCGCCAAAGACUGAAGCAAAUUGAAAGCAACAAGGCCAAAACCGCUGAGCAGGCAGCAGCUCACACAGUCAGACACACAGGGACACACAACAAAGAAAGCUCAAAGGAGAAAAGCUGGGAGGACUUGGAGCUGAGCUUAGAGCGUUAUAUCCAGAAGGAGGCUCCUUAUGUUGUUUCUCAGAGAGAAACACUCAAGACGUAA